AAGUGUCAGUCAGUCAGCCCCCAUUUAUCCAUGACGAAUGCAUCUACAGCACGCAUCGAUGGCUCAAUCACAGCUCGGACUCCUCGCUGAGAUCGGUGGCGCCGUCGACGUGCUCCUCAUCCCUACCCCUGCCCUCACCAGACAGCAACACUCCUGCACACACCACGCCACCCCACACAAGCCGCGUGCAAACAUAAAUCAUGUUGUGUCGCGAAACACUGACUGACUGACCGUGUGGGUGCUCUUCCGUCUCGUCCCAUAUGCGUGGCUGCCGCAGGCCCAGCUCCCGCCGCUGGAUAGGCGUCAGGCCAUACAGGGACCGAUACCGGCGCCCACGACCGCCAGGCGCCAGGCGCCCUCUGCCCCGCCUCUGGAUGGCCAGGGCACGCCGAUCUGCAAUCACACAAUGCAAGGAUGGGAUGGCAAAACACACAAAUGGUACGGUUCUGUCCGUUCCCUCCCUCCCUCCCUGUGUGUGUCGUCUGUCAACUGACCUCCCCGCGCUGGCAUCAUCCGCCGCCUUGCCGGCUUCACGUGCAUUCGCUUCCGAGGGGCGGCAGCAGCACCAGUCUUGUCUUCCCCGAGAGCUGCCGCCACCUCGUCCAUCUGGCCUGCCGCAUCAUCGCCGCCUUGGCCCUCACGCCGCAGCCGGUCGUACUCGAAGAGGGCGGCGAUGGUCGUGGCGCCGUCGAUGUUCUCGACCGUCUUGGGCACGCACCCACGGACAGCCAGCCAGUGAUAGCUCUGCAGCCACACGGGCAGGAAGGGAAGCACAGAUUGUCUGUUGGGUGUUCAUCUGUGUGUAAGUGUGCAGCUGUGGAUGUACCAGGAAGGGGCGUUUCGGGGCAGUGGGUGGACUCGUAUCAGUGGUGGCGUCAGUGAGGCUCACAAGCUGACCCGCCUGACCAGCGAAAGGCGGAAAUAUGUCACAGCGGGCGGGCACUCUCCAGCUUUUCGCACCUACCUCUUUGGGCCUUGUGGGUGAUGCCUUGGGCCUGUUGCUCGCGUAGCCCAACAAUCCCUGCAUCACGCCGGCACAGUUGCAAUGAUGGAGAGCGUGUGUGGUGCUAACAGCCAGUCACCGGUCUUCGGUGUGUGUGAGUUGCUGACCUCUUGCCCAAGCAGGAGGAGGCUUCUGUCGACAUCUGCUGGCCGCAAAGUGUGCGGGUCAGUCAGGCUGCACUCCCGCUGCUGCCUCGCACACUGCAUCUCACCACACAGACACAAAAGACACACACACCUCACACCGCCAGUCAGUGCCGGGAGCGUAUGGCGUCAAUCUGGUUGACCAAUCCCAUGCUGUUGUACACACCUGUACAAUCUGUCUGAGCAGCACCUCCAGAUGCAGCGACAGCGCCUGCUUGGCCUCCUCGGUCAUAGGCGGGAUGUCGAGCUCAUCCACAAUCCCAUCCACUUGGCGACGGGUGACGCGCCUCAUUCGAACAGACAGCAGAUCUGCAAGGCUGUAGGCGAUAUCCAAUGUUGAAGGUGACAGUCCGCUUCUUC
Messenger RNA from Vitrella brassicaformis, 1506 nucleotides. The record is from the annotation of a GenBank genome assembly. Lineage: Eukaryota; Vitrellaceae.